Molecule: messenger RNA, 2435 nt
Organism: Linum tenue
Lineage: Eukaryota; Viridiplantae; Streptophyta; Magnoliopsida; Malpighiales; Linaceae
Source: the annotation of a GenBank genome assembly
CCUCAGACUUUUCCACAAAGCGUCUCGUCUCCUCUUCUAAUAUUCCUGUUGGCCAAUACUCCCAAUCCAAAACCCCAAAACCGCCUCCUUUCUUUUCUUCUCCUCUCCAAAAAAAAAAAAACUAACCUUCCCUUUUUCUCCGAUCCAUGUAUCCGCCGCCGCCGUCGUCGUCGACGACCUCCUCCUCCUCCAACGCGGCGCAGCAGCAGAAGCCGGGCGGGCUCCAGGGCGGGCUGACCCGGUACUGCUCCGCCCCGGGCUCGUUCCUCACCAAGGCCGUCGACUCGGUCAUCGGCUCCGCCGAGGAGGGCCGUCAGUUCUACGCCGCAAACACCGGCAACCACAACCACAAGUACUUCUCCGGCGGCGGCGAGUCGUUCUCGUCGUCGCAGCUCACCUCCGAGUCCGGCGAGCACAAAUCAGGCGGUGGCGGUGGUGAGCAGCUGAAGAGAUCCGACGCGUUGAACGCCAUAGCUCGCGGGGCGUCGCCGUCGUCGUCGUCGUUGCUCCGGCAGAGGAGCUCUCCCGCCGGGUUUCUAUCCAAUCUCGUUUCGGAAAGCGGUUUUUCGAUAACGAGGGGUGGUUCCGGCGGCUUCGAUUCACACGCAGCAAACGGCGGCGGCGGCGGCUACCAGCCGGUUCAGAGGUUGAAAUCGCAACUGAGCUUCACCGGCCCAGAAUCGGCACUUUCUCAUAUAUCAGAAGCCAGCGAGAGCGACGUCGACGUGGACGUAGAGACCGGCCGCGGCCGCCACCACAGUUCCUAUAACAAUCCGGCGUCGUCUGGGUUCGUCAUGGAUUGGGACAAUAGCCCCAACUCCAUCACGUUCUCGUCAGGACAACCCAGCAAGAAGUUCAGAGCCGUGGAUGGAGAUAUUUACACUUGCUACAACGGCUUGGACACUCAGUUUAGCAUGCCGCAAACGACGCUAGAGAUGGCGACGGUGGACAAGCUGAUGCAUAUACCCGAAGACUCUGUCCCAUGCAGAGUCCGAGCUAAGCGUGGGUUCGCCACCCACCCUCGAAGCAUUGCUGAAAGGGAAAGGCGGACCAGAAUAAGUGGGAGGUUGAAGAAGCUUCAAGAUCUCGUUCCUAACAUGGAUAAGCAAACGAGCUAUUCAGACAUGUUGGACUUGGCAGUUCAGCACAUCAAAGGCCUCCAAAAUGAACUUGAGAUAAAGAAAUUGGAAGGAGAAGCGAAAAAGCAGUCUCUUGGAUCCGAUCUCGAUUGCGAGAGAGAGGCCGGUUAUCGGAUUCUACCAUCCCCGCGACGAAAUUUUCCGACCGCCGUGGUACUCUGCGGGGGAGGAAGCUAUAGAUUGAAUUGGGUCCGUUGUGAAAGUCGAGUACUUGUCCUCUGUAUUGCUGUGAAUCGAAGGGAUAGCUGCUUCGGAAGGAAGCCCAGGGAACAGAGUUCGGUAAGGAAGCGGCAGCUGGAGAGUCAACGAAUCAUCUUCUACCGUCAAGCCUGGGUAAUGGUAUCAUCUACCAGUGAUGUAGAUGAAGCAGUUGAAAUGGAGGAGGAGAAUACAGAUGAUGGACAUGACACAGCUGCACCACCAGAAGCUGUUGAAAUGCAGGAGGAGGCUUCAGAUGAUGGACAGGAGACAGCUGCACCACCAGAACAACAGGAAGAAGAUGAUGAGUCAAUCCUAGAACCAUUUGAGGGUAUGGAGUUCGAUUCAGAAGACGCUGCUAAGAUAUUCUACGACGAAUAUGCACGAAAACUGGGGUUCGUCAUGCGCGUGAUGUCAUGCCGUCGGUCUGAAAGGGACGGGAGGAUUCUUGCACGUCGGUUCGGUUGUAACAAGGAAGGCCACUGUGUUAGCGUUCGAGGCAAACAUGGGAACGUUCGAAAGCCACGACCCAGCACGAGGGAAGGAUGCAAGGGUAUGAUUCAUGUCAAGUUUGAUAAAUCCGGGAAGUGGGUGAUCACGAAGUUUGUGAAGGAACACAAUCACCCGCUCGUCGUUGUUGCCCACCGUGAAGCCCGCCAGACAUUGGAUGAGAAGGACAAACGGAUUCAAGAGCUGAGCAUGGAACUACGAAACAAGAAGAGGUUAUGCACGGUGUAUCAGGAACAGCUAUCUGCAUUCAUGAAGAUUGUCGAAGAGCACUGCGACCAGAUAUCGUCGAAAGUGCAGAAUGUGGUGAGAAACAUCACAGAGUUGGAAUCUAUAGAGUAGGUGGGAGGUUCUUCUUCUGCAGGAUUAGAUAGUUUGCAGGGAAUAUCCAAAUCAGCUUAUACGAUUGUUUUCUUGUAAGUAAAUGCAAUGUGAAUUUGUCAGUCAGCUAAACAGAAGACUUGUAACAACAAAUGACAGAUGACAGAAUUCAUUAGCCUUGUAGUUACAGUGCAAGUGAAUAUGUUUAAUUCAACUGAUCUUACUUGCUACUUACCACUUCUUUUCGUGUAAAAUUCUUAAGUUUUUGAC